Messenger RNA from Drosophila miranda, 705 nucleotides. Its product is annotated as protein maelstrom 2-like. Bases 187 to 705 code for a protein of 172 amino acids. Lineage: Eukaryota; Metazoa; Arthropoda; Insecta; Diptera; Drosophilidae. Gene Ontology annotation, biological process: piRNA processing; negative regulation of DNA-templated transcription; regulation of miRNA-mediated gene silencing. Gene Ontology annotation, molecular function: sequence-specific DNA binding. The record is from RefSeq and is a predicted model, not a curated record. The transcript has 2 exons. Gene Ontology annotation, cellular component: nucleus; P granule.
AUUGGUGGCAUGAGUAGGAGGCUAGGCGGCAUUGUUGGUGUUAUUGGUCUUUCUGCCGGCUUUGGCGGUGAACCUGGGGAGUUUGAGGUUGUUUUUGAAUGAUUGUUCGUGGCCACCUCCCCAUCAAGCCACUCCCACGUUGUAGUUGUUGUUACUCUUCUCAUUUUUAUAGCCGGUACGUAAUAAAUGAGCAACAUUCUUCCCAAGUUCUUUCCAUACAUCACCAUGAUUAAUCCGGGCCACAUCAUCUACGGACAAAGGAGAGAUGCCCUGGAUCACUCCAAGACUACCCACAGGUUGCCCUUGCCACCGGAGGACUUUGGCGAGACUAACAUGGGAAAAUUAUAUAUUGAUAUCUUCAAUUGGUUGUCCGUCCGCAAUGAUGAAGAUGAAAAAUUGGACCACGAUCCGGUUAUUGUCUACACGACCCCAGAGCUAAUGCCGGUGGUAAAGUCUCGCUUCCGUUAUCUGGCAUCCGAGGCCGAAAUCGACGAAGAUGAGCGAAAUAUUAUGGUGUAUGACAUCUACCAUUUGUUCAACACCUUGAAGAAGAGUGUAUUGGACGUGUCUGGGGUUACGAACGAUCGGAUCAUCUUCCAUAUGACAAACAACUUUUUUGUCAAAGACUUUUUUGAAUUUACUGAAGGGAUUGCGUGCGAUUUAAGUUUAAAAUUUAAGAUAUUUAUAGUUUUUAUCAAUUGCUAA